UUGACUUAAACCGAUUAACGGAGUGAUCGUUAAAAAUACAAAUCAACUAUAAAUUCGGUAUACAUAUAUGCAGUGAGUGAGGGCGCGAUCAGUAUUUUCCUACGAUACGAGUCCAAAAUGUCAGACAUCGAUAAAUGGAUAGAAAUUGCAAAAGAGUGCAAAUACCUUCCAGAAAAUGACCUUAAGAAACUUUGUGACAUAGUAUGUGACUUAUUACUAGAAGAAUCGAAUAUUCAACCAGUGUCCACUCCGGUCACCGUAUGCGGAGAUAUUCACGGCCAGUUCUAUGAUUUAGAAGAAUUAUUUCGUAAUGGAGGCGCUGUGCCUGAUACAUGUUAUAUAUUCAUGGGAGAUUUUGUAGAUAGAGGGUAUUACAGUUUAGAAACAUUUACCCGUCUACUCACACUUAAAGCUAAAUGGUCUGAUAGAAUAACAUUGCUUCGAGGAAAUCAUGAAUCCAGACAAAUUACUCAUGUUUAUGGUUUUUAUGAUGAAUGUCAGAACAAAUAUGGCAAUGCUAUUGCAUGGAAACAUUGUUGCAGGGUAUUCGACUUGCUCACAGUUGCUGCUUUAAUCGAUGAACAAGUACUGUGUGUACAUGGUGGGUUAUCUCCAGUCAUUAGAACAUUAGAUCAAAUUAGAACGAUCGAGAGGAAUCAAGAAAUCCCACAUAAAGGUGCUUUUUGUGAUUUGGUUUGGUCUGACCCAGAAGAUGUAGAGACAUGGACUAUUAGUCCACGUGGAGCUGGUUGGUUAUUUGGAAGUAAAGUAACAUUUAAAUUCAUGGAAAUCAACGACCUUAAACUUAUCUGUAGAGCUCAUCAAUUGGUUAAUGAAGGAUAUAGGUACAUGUUUGAUGAUAAACUUGUAACAGUAUGGUCAGCUCCAAAUUAUUGUUAUCGUUGUGGUAAUAUAGCUAGUAUUCUACAGUUCACAACUGUCGAUCAAAGACGCCCAGUGCUAUUCGAAGCAGUGCCUGAUUCUGAAAGAGCAAUUCCACCUAUAAUCCCCACACCAUAUUUUUUGUGAUCUCACUUAGUGGUCUAUUUUUUUAGACACAGAGUGGUGGUGUCUGCGUUUAGGCUUCAUGGAAUUACAUGACUGUUUCUUCAAGUUGAUGGGUACAGGCUGGUACCAUGACAGAGCAUACAAAUUUUUAA
This is a messenger RNA of Dufourea novaeangliae, 1160 nucleotides long. RefSeq names its product serine/threonine-protein phosphatase 6 catalytic subunit (gene PpV). Bases 118 to 1029 code for a protein of 303 amino acids. Gene Ontology annotation, biological process: G1/S transition of mitotic cell cycle; peptidyl-serine dephosphorylation. The transcript is spliced from 7 exons. Lineage: Eukaryota; Metazoa; Arthropoda; Insecta; Hymenoptera; Halictidae. Gene Ontology annotation, molecular function: protein serine/threonine phosphatase activity. The record is from RefSeq and is a predicted model, not a curated record. Gene Ontology annotation, cellular component: cytoplasm.